Molecule: messenger RNA, 375 nt
Organism: Vicia villosa (hairy vetch)
Lineage: Eukaryota; Viridiplantae; Streptophyta; Magnoliopsida; Fabales; Fabaceae
Product: elongation factor 1-alpha-like
Exons: 3
Coding region: 1-375 (124 amino acids)
Source: RefSeq, a predicted model, not a curated record
AUGCACCAGGAGGCUCUCACUAAGGCUCUUCCAGGAGACAAUUUCGGAUUCAAUGUUAAGAAUGUUGUUGUCAAGGAUCUCAAGUGUGGUUUUGUUGCAUCCAACUACAAGGAUGACCCUGCCAAGGAAGCUGCCAACUUCACUUCCCAAAUUGACAGACGAUCCGGUAAGGAGAUUGAGAAGGAGCCAAAGCUUUUGAAGAAUGGGGAUGCAUGUAUGGUUAAGAUGAUUCCAACAAAGCCCAUGGUGGUGGAAACUUUUGCCGAGUAUCCUCCUCUUGGUCAUUUUGCUGUGAGGGACAUGAGACAACAACUAAGGACGUUGCCAAUAGUAUUGUCAUUUUGUUUUAAUGAUUACUCUCAUAACUGUCCUUGA